AUGGAUGUCGCAGGAUUACUUCCGCUUGGGGCACCGCCUAUCAAUAACGCAUGCUUGCCAACACUAUUCAACAAACUAGAUGCAAACGUAAAGGAAAGGAACCGCGUCAGAAACUCAUUUCUCGAGCAUAAAAUGCGCUUUCAACAGAAAAUAAUAGACAAGUAUCAUUUCCAGGCGAUGCGACACUAUAUCAGAGAAAAGGAAAAGAUUGGAAAAGACAUGAGAAAGAUAAUACAGAGAACCCCAAAUCUAGAGGACAUACCUUAUUUGGAGGCAAACAAUCCGGUCGGAAAUUUCCACAAGAAGGAUUCUUAUGGUUUACCAUACAAAGGAUAUUGUACUGAGCCAAAAGAAUUCAAUUCAGUUCAAACGACAACAGAAUCAAAACCGUUUUGUGUCCGAUAUUUUUGCCAUCAUUUCCCGAAGAAACCAAAAUUUAAACGUAACCGGAAGUUGCCCCCGUUACAAUCGGUUGAUGAUAACUUCCGGUAUCCGGCUACAAACGGAUUAUUGUUAUCUCAACGAUUUAGUGCUAGUGAUCAUUUUCUGGCUUCUGGUAACACACGUCACAGCCAACUAAAUUCUAUAUCGUCACUGGAAUCACAGAUACCAACCAUUGAAGUAGAGGACGACGCCAUGACCAUAUAG
Ylistrum balloti is the source of this 648-nucleotide messenger RNA. RefSeq lists its product as uncharacterized. The transcript has a single exon. The coding region runs from base 1 to 648 and encodes 215 amino acids. The record is from RefSeq and is a predicted model, not a curated record. Lineage: Eukaryota; Metazoa; Mollusca; Bivalvia; Pectinida; Pectinidae.